AUAAUGUCAUUGGAACUUCUUGUUUUUUUAAUACACCUUAAGAAAUUAAACAAAGCAAAUGCAUUUGGUAGCGCCCUCAGGAAAAGUCCAGUCACUUCCUGAUCAGUAAUCUGCCUGGGAGCAGCAGAUACAUUCUCAUUGUUUGCCAUUUCCAGUUUCCAGUAAUGGGAACGAUUACUUGAUCCAGCCAGUUUCUGCUGAAGAUCUGGGAAAACGUACAAAUUUUAAUGGCAAAUUUUAAUCUGUUUCCAUAAAACAGCAAGGGAAAAAAGCAUAACGUGGUUUUGGUACCUGGAGGCAUCACCUCCGAUAAUGAAUAUUGUUUUAUUUUGGAAUUAAAGUGUCUGUCCCCUAGGAACGAGAUGUAUCUUGCUUUUCUGGUGAUUUUCUUGCAGUGUUCAGAACUUUAUGCUCAGGAGAAAGUUUUUACUUUCAACAGAGUUGAAAUCCAGGUUCAGCCGUCUGUCAGAGUGAAGAAUGGAGCUCCAAUGUCAAUCAUCUGCCACGCUGAUAUUAUCAAAAAUACUGAUUUCCAGCUGAAGCACAAUUUUACAUUUUUUAAGGAUGGGAAGCUUGUGUUUAUGACCAUAUCAGACAAGAAAGUUGCACAAUAUGAAAUACCUGUGGCCAAAUCUUCAGAUACAGGAGACUAUGAAUGUACUGUGAAGGUAGAUGGCAAGCUGGGUUUCAGUAACACCACCUAUGUUUGGGUAGCAGGAAUGACCAAGCCAAUCCUGACUGCUGACAAAAAAGAAGUCUUAGAGGGUGAAAUUGUGAAAUUACGUUGCGAGCUGCCAGAAGAAGUACCUCCUUUAGUGUUCUUUUUCCGGAAGUUAAAGACAAAUUCAGCGCCUAAAGAAAAACACAUACUUGAACAAAACCAAAAUUUUUCUGAAAUGGAAUAUUAUGUUGAAGCAGAAGAUAAUAUUUUACAAUUUGAUUGCUUUGGCAAGAGACAAGUAAGAUCUGGAUGGGAUAGCUCCCAACACAGCAACAAAACACUUGUUACAGUCAAGGAAUCAUUUAUAAAGCCCACUCUGAUCACCAGGCCCUCCAAUAACAUUACAGAAGGAGACCCAAUAGAAUUUGAAUGCUCAACUGUGGUAGCUCAAAUGCGUGACAUUGAAAUCAUCUUCCAGAAAAAUAGAACAAUACUGAACAGUGUACGAGAUAAGAAAUUUUUGAAAUACUCUACAGUAGCUACUCAAGAGGACAGUGGUGAAUACCUGUGUAAGGUGGAGCAAGGAGCAGUGUCUAAAACCACCAAACUGAAUGUCUUUGUGUCAGAACUAUUCCCCAAGCCAACACUGUUUGCUUCUGUGACUGAGUUGGAUGAAAAUAAAGAUUUAAGUUUGAACUGCAGCAUUAAUGGUUUACGGAGAGCCAACUUCUCUAUACUACGGAAAAGUUCCAGUGGAGACAUCCUGUUGAAAAAGUCUAGAUUCUUAGCAAUUAAAGUUAAUGUGAAUGAUACUGGAUCUUACAUCUGCAAAGCUGAAGUAAAAGGAAUAGUCAAGGAGAGCAAACCUGUAAGGAUAAGUGUUUAUGCUCCAGUCUCCAAGCCAACUCUUUCUGUUGUCAGUGGUUCACCAGAGGUGGUAUUAGGGAAGCCUCUACAAUUAAUCUGUCAUUCAGCAAUGGGAACGCCCCCAAUAACAUUCACCUUCUACAAAGGGAAUGAAAUGAGGAAAAAUGUAACUAAUGACACAUAUGCUACAUUCUUGGAUGAAGAUAUUGGACUAAAUGAUAAUGGAGUAUACAAAUGUGAUGCUAGAAACAAUCACUCCAGUGGUGUGAAAACUAGCAAUAUUCUAAAUGUCACAGUGAUAGUACCAAUCAGGGGUGCCAGUUUGGGCAGUGUUCCAUAUGGAGAAGUAGAAGUUGGCAGUGAUACUGCUUUCCUCUGCUCUGUGAAAGAAGGAUCUUGGCCAAUUGACUUCAAGUUUUUUAAAAAAACUGAUCAUGAAGUUCUUCUACAUGAAGUAAGGGAAUAUUCAGACAGAACCAUAUGGCACAAGAGGACAAUGAAGAGGAAGGACACAGGGACCUAUUAUUGCAUGGCUUCGAACCGAGCCAGCGUGGACGUGAGGAGCCGUCCAAUAACCAUCAGUGUUAUCUUAGCAGCCUGGCAGAAAGGAGUCAUUGCUGCAUUUGUCCUGACAGCCAUGGCAGGAGCAGGAGCAGUUGCUUUAUGGUGGUUUUUGCAUAAGAAGAAAAAGGCUAAAGGACCAUCCAUGGAGAUGUCUGGUUCUGCCUUGGCUCCAAACUUGACGAGUGAAAAACUAACAAGACCACCCAGUGAUGGAAACUACUAUUCAGGAUCAGGUUACAUUGAAGAUAAUGAAAACCACAUGAAAUCAACAGAUGAGAGUAAAGGACCUGACCUUGAGAGUGCUGAGGUGGAUUACACUGAAGUUGAAGUCUCCACGCUUGAUCCUUACAGAGCUCCUGAACAGAAGGGGACUGAAACAGUUUAUAGUGAAAUCAGAAAAACUAAUAAUGAUUCUAUGGAAAACAGGCAUUCUCAGAGAAUAUAUGGGCAUCCUGAUGCUACCUAGUACAGUCACCUUAAAGAUCAACUGGGAGAAGAAAACAACAGGAGAUGGAAGAUGUUGCAAGUGUUUCAAAGGCUUUGCAGCAGUUAUUUAUGAGUUAGCCAGACUCGUCUUUUCAAAGUUUAUUUCCUUAGGAGGAACAAUAGAGAUGUUCCUAAAGCAUUUAAUGGAAAAAAAUUACAAAUAAAAAUUCUCAUAGGAAAGUGGCUCUAGAAACCACUGACCCAGGUUCUCAUCUCUGAUUUCUCCUGCUAAUGCAAUUUUACCUUUUUUGCCUCCAAUUCAUGCUCUAAGGAAACAAAGGGGGAGCUACAGCUGAGGAAGUACAUUUCUACAAUGCAGCAACUACUGUGAUACCAGUAGGACAUAGAAAUAUCUAAGCUUGCUUUAAACUUGCUAAGUUGGUUGUCAGUGCCACCACUGUGCAGAACAGAGCUCAGCACAGCCUGGCCAGCCAUGGAUGUACCUUGACAUGAUCUUGCAGCUUGUGCUGAGCUCCCUGUGCUGCAGCAGCUGGACUGCUACCAGGCUUGGAGCCAGCUCAGUUAUAACCCACAGGGAUGUGACACUGCAGGGAGGGCCUGAGGGAAGAGUGAGCUCUGUAAAAAAACUUGAAUAACUGUUCAGAGAUUCAGACUUUACCAAGUGCUUCUAUCAGAGGGACAAACAGUCUUUCUUCUUCACUAAAUUGCUUUUCCCCUUUAAAAAUUCUGAUGCUUGUUGGUUUAUUUGAUGUGAUGGGUCUUCAAGAAAUGAUUGUCCAUCACAGUUAUUUUGGAUGAUUCUAUGAUAAGUCUUCAUUGAGUGGAUAUAAAACACCCAGGUCAGUGAGUUUGUACCUGAAAAUCCUGUUAUGUACAAUCCUUACUCCUCUGAUUUUAUGAGAGAUCUGAAGUUGUACUUGUGCCCAGUUUGUCCAGUAUGGAAUUCCAUACCUAUCCUUUUUCUCUGUAGUAUUAUAAACCAUUAACAUGGAUCUAGUUUGGACACAGAUAUAAUCCCGCAGCCCAUGUUUAUCUUGGCUGCAUUAAUUUAAAAGAAGAACAGAAAACAAAAGAGAAAAAAUACUGUCCUUAACCCCUUAACCAGAUGGCCUUUGACAUUGCAGUUGGUCCCUUUUUCUUACUGCAAAUUAAAUUCCUACAAUAUCUGGGCCACAGGUAAGAAGGUUCUCAUUUUAAUUAGAAAAUAGUAAAAAAGAGGUCAUGGAUUUGUAUAUAGAUAUACAAUUGCUGCUUUAAGCACUGCAUCAAAGGUGCAAAACCAGCAAGAAACACAAAAGGGGUUUAUAUCUUCCAUUCCAAAUGUUUAAAAUUUCAAGCUCUGGUUACUGAUUAAUAUCUCUAAUUUAUUGUUCCCUGUGCAAAUGUUGUUUGUAUCAUGAGCCUGUCAAAACUGACUGACUUCAUAGCUCUCUUCUGUUGACAAAUGUUCUUUCAGCAUCCCAUGACUGCCCAUGCAAAUGCGUUAGUAUAAGAAAUGUGAAAAGGUAUUUUAAUAAAGAAAACUGAAUUGAACUUUGCACUGGA
Molecule: messenger RNA, 4084 nt
Organism: Lonchura striata (white-rumped munia)
Lineage: Eukaryota; Metazoa; Chordata; Aves; Passeriformes; Estrildidae
Gene: PECAM1
Product: platelet and endothelial cell adhesion molecule 1
Biological process (GO): immune response; cell surface receptor signaling pathway
Cellular component (GO): external side of plasma membrane
Molecular function (GO): transmembrane signaling receptor activity
Source: RefSeq, a predicted model, not a curated record